AUGUCCGGUCGAGGCAAACAGGGAGGCAAGGCGCGCGCGAAAGCGAAGUCGCGCUCGUCGCGCGCGGGCCUGCAGUUUCCUGUCGGUCGAGUGCACCGGCUACUCCGAAAAGGUAACUAUUCUGAGCGUGUGGGUGCUGGUGCGCCUGUGUAUCUAGCAGCCGUGCUGGAGUACCUGACGGCUGAGAUCCUGGAGCUGGCGGGCAACGCGGCGCGGGACAACAAGAAGACUCGCAUUAUCCCGCGCCACCUGCAGUUGGCUAUCCGCAACGACGAAGAGCUCAACAAGCUGUUGGGCCGCGUGACCAUCGCGCAGGGCGGCGUCUUGCCCAACAUCCAGGCCGUGUUGCUGCCCAAGAAGACGGAGAGCCACCACAAGGCCAAGGGCAAGUGAGGCCGCGGAGGCGGGCCGGAAACGGCCGUGCGCCCCGGGGGCCCCGUGACACCAAAGGCUCUUUUCAGAGCCACCCAUAUCCUCUAGAAAAGAGCCGCACUGGGCGAGGGCUGUGUCCUUUUGAGUGCGUUCCUGUGCGAACCUGCGCAAGGCAGGGCUCGCGGGAAACCGACCCCGAGGCAUGAUUUGGGUGCGCCUAGGGGCACAGUGGGCUCGUGUUUAUUUUGUGGGGGGAAUGCCGUCUGACCCGCGGCCGUUUUGAGUUUUGCCACCACCAAGCUCAUGGGGUUUCAAUCCCACUCAUCCUGAAGGUGUCUUUGUUAUCACUGGUGACAAGCUACUUUGGUUCUGGAAAGUGUCAUCACUGAGAUUUAGACACCAAAUACGUAGUUUUUUUAUCCCAGGGAAAAUCUGGUAGAUUGAUCUAGUAUUGAAAGUGUUUAAUCUUGAAAGAAACUACCAUUUGAGGUUCUGAUAGGUAAACAUUUCCAUUUUAAAAUGUAUGAA
This is a messenger RNA of Balaenoptera ricei (Rice's whale), 900 nucleotides long. RefSeq names its product histone H2A type 3. The record is from RefSeq and is a predicted model, not a curated record. Gene Ontology annotation, cellular component: nucleosome. The transcript has a single exon. Lineage: Eukaryota; Metazoa; Chordata; Mammalia; Artiodactyla; Balaenopteridae. Gene Ontology annotation, molecular function: structural constituent of chromatin; protein heterodimerization activity; DNA binding. The coding region runs from base 1 to 393 and encodes 130 amino acids.